AUGGGAGCCCAACCUGAGGAAGGUCAGAAGCCUUGCUCGAGGGUCCAGACCCUGUUUAAGAGGGUCAAGUCCUUACUCACCAACCCACCCCACUCCUUGAACCUGGGCUGUACCCAUGUAUAUGGGUACAUGUUUGGGCAUGUGCCUGAAAGCAAACUGGAGCAUCUCCCAACACAGCAGCUGACCGAGUCUGUCCUGCAGGUGCUGCACACUGGAGAGCAGCUGAUGGUCCCCAUGGCUGUCCUGGAGGUAGAUAAUGAGGGAGCCUUGUGGAAGUUUCUCCUCUCGGGAGCCAUGGCUGGGGCGGUGUCUCACACGGGCACGGCCCUUCUGGACUGUGCCAAGGUAUACAUGCGGGUCUACUCCUCCAAGACAAAUUUCAUGAAUUUGCUGGGAGGUAUACGGAGCAUGGUCCAGGAGGGGGGUGUCUGCUUGCUAUGGAGGGGCAAUGGUAUCAACGUACUCAAGAUCGCCCCAGAGUAUGCCAUCAAGUUCUCUGUCUUUGAACAGUGUAAGAAUUACUUCUGAGUGCACGAGUCCCCACCCUUUCAGGAACAACUCCUUGCCAGCUCCCUGGCUGUGGCCACUUCCCAGAUGCUCAUCAACCCCAUGGAGGUGCUGAAGACACGACUGACUCUGUGCCAGACUGGCCAGUACAAGGGGCUGCUGGACUGCACCAGGCAUAUCGUGGAGCAGGAGGGCACCCGCGUCCUUUACCGCGGCUACCUGCCCAACAUGCUUGGCAUCAUUCCCUACGCCUGCACCGACCUGGCUGUCUACGAGAUGCUCAGGUGUCUCUGGCUGAAGUCAGGCAGGGACAUGGAGGACCCCAGUGGCCGUCUGUCGUCCGUGACACUGUCCACAACCUGUGGCCAGAGGGCCAGUUACCCACUGACUUCGGUGCGCACCAGGAUGCAACCCCAAGACACCGUGGAGGGUUCGAACCUCACCAUGCGUGGAGUCUUCCGGCGGAUCCUGGCCCAGCAGCGCUGCCCGGGGCUGUACCGAGGCAUGACCUCCACGUUACUGAAGGUGUUGCCAGCAGGUGGCAUCAGCUACGUGGUGUACGAAGCCAUGAAGAAGACCCUGGGCGUAUAA
Messenger RNA from Eubalaena glacialis (North Atlantic right whale), 1098 nucleotides. RefSeq names its product solute carrier family 25 member 41 (gene SLC25A41). Gene Ontology annotation, molecular function: ATP transmembrane transporter activity. Gene Ontology annotation, biological process: transmembrane transport. The record is from RefSeq and is a predicted model, not a curated record. Lineage: Eukaryota; Metazoa; Chordata; Mammalia; Artiodactyla; Balaenidae.